AUGAAAAGAGACUCUGGAUGUUCCACUGUGGCUGAGCAGCAGAAGCAGGAGGAGAAGAUCUGGGAUGCCGUGAAGAUCACUGCCUAUGUCCUGAUGGUGGGGCUGCUCACAUUCACUGCUUUAAUGAACACUGUUUCUGGGUAUGUACAGGAGAUAUGGGAAACUUCAGGCCAUUUCUGGCAAGCAACAUGGCUAAAGCUCUACAACUUUUUUGAGGGAAGGGAGUGGGCAAUCUUCUUCUUUGGUGCUGCACUGGUUCCUAGUCUUGUUUUUUGGAGUUUCAAUGGAAUCCUUAUGGUGGCUGAUGUAACAGGAAAACCAGAUUUCAUUACUCGGUAUCGCAUUCAGCUGGGCAAGAAUGAUCCUGUGGACACCCAGAAAUUGCAGCAAGCGAUAUACACAGCGCUGUGUAAUCAGUUCUUUGUGUCCUUCCCUAUGCUUAUACCCAUGUUCUACAUCAUGAAAUGGUGGGGAAACACCUUCAGCAUGGAACUACCCACCUUCCGCUGGUUCCUUGUGGAGCUCAGCAUCUUCACCAUCCUAGAGGAAAUGCUCUUCUAUUAUUCACACAGGCUUGCUCACGUCCCCCUCCUGUACAAGCACAUUCACAAGAAGCACCACGAAUGGACAGCCCCCAUUGGAGUCGUCUCCAUUUAUGCUCACCCCGUGGAGCACAUACUCUCCAACACGUUACCCGUCAUGACGGGCCCGAUGGUGAUGGGGUCUCACAUCGCUUCCAUCGCGGUGUGGUUCUCCCUGGCGCUCUUAACAACGAGCAUUUCGCACUGCGGCUACCACCUGCCCCUGCUGCCGUCGCCGGAAUUCCACGACUUCCACCACCUCAAGUUCAACCAGUGCUACGGAGUCCUGGGACUGCUGGAUUAUCUUCAUGGAACAGACACCCUGUUCAGACAAACAAAAGCCUACAAGAGACACCGAGUCCUCCUCAGCCUCACACCGCUCUCCGAGAGCAUCCCUGAUUCUCCCAAGAGAGCAGAGUGA
Molecule: messenger RNA, 1002 nt
Organism: Tinamus guttatus (white-throated tinamou)
Lineage: Eukaryota; Metazoa; Chordata; Aves; Tinamiformes; Tinamidae
Gene: FAXDC2
Product: fatty acid hydroxylase domain containing 2
Biological process (GO): lipid biosynthetic process
Molecular function (GO): oxidoreductase activity; iron ion binding
Source: RefSeq, a predicted model, not a curated record